AAAUAAAAUAAAAACGUUAAAUUAAGACAAGACUACUGAAGAAGAAGAGGAUAGCAAAUCUGAAAUAAUAAUAAAAAUAAAAUUAAUUAAUUAAUUCAGAAAAGAAAAUGGACGAUUAUACAAGAGAAAUGAUGGACCUGAAGACCCUUGUCACUCGAACCCUAGAGAAGAAAGGGGUUCUCGCUAAGAUCCGAGCCGAGCUCAGAGCAAGUGUUUUCGAGGCUAUAGAAGAAGAAGAUAAGGCAAUUGAAAAGGAGGAAGGCCUGCCUCCUGCAUUGCUUGGUAGCUGCAAUGAUCGUGCAAAGCAACUUCAUGCUUCUCCUUCAGGACGGCUUUUAACUGCACUUGUAUGUGAGUAUUUGGAUUGGGCACAGCUGAACCACACACUAAAAGUUUAUUUACCCGAGUGCAAUUUGCAAAAGGAUGCCUGGAAAGCGGAGUUAAGAGAUUUUAGCGAAAAGAAUGGAUAUGAUAUAAACAGGAAUGGAGAUAGCUGUCCGUUGCUGUUGGAUGUGCUUGAAGGCUUCUUGAAAUUUGAGAAUCAAUCUCAAGGAAGAGGUAGUGGAAGGAGAGCGCCAGCUCCAGAGCAAGACUCUACAUCGUAUCUAGACUCUCGAAACCGAAGGCCAUCUUCAUCAUCUGUAGUUGGGGGAUUAGCUCCACUUGGAAGACAAGGUCCCGGUACCCAAACGUCUGACCGAAGAGGAGGUUCCUCAAACUCUAGCUACAGGAGUGAUGAUUGGAGAUAUGAAAAUGACGAUACUUCAGAAAAUAUUACUCGUGCCUCCAUUGCCUUGGAAAAUCUUCAGUUGGACCGCAAGUCUCGAAAUUUGACUACCUCUUGGCGGCAUGGUGGGGAAGGCAGCAACGAAGACCACAUGUAACUUCAAUGGUACUCAAGCUGAGUGUAGUUUGUAGCGGACUAGUAUGUAUGUCUUUCUUCGUAUUUGAGAAAGGCGUCUCAUAAAGAACAAAUGUUUGUGUUUUGUGUCUUAAUUUUGUGUUGUUUUUUUGGACUUUUGUUUGUUAUAUUUUCGCCCUUCAAUUUGAAGGCUGGAUAUGAUAGCAUGAAAACAAGUGUUUGUGUGAU
Molecule: messenger RNA, 1090 nt
Organism: Erigeron canadensis
Lineage: Eukaryota; Viridiplantae; Streptophyta; Magnoliopsida; Asterales; Asteraceae
Product: protein TONNEAU 1a-like
Exons: 8
Coding region: 108-884 (258 amino acids)
Molecular function (GO): protein binding
Source: RefSeq, a predicted model, not a curated record